This is a messenger RNA of Nannospalax galili (Upper Galilee mountains blind mole rat), 1035 nucleotides long. RefSeq names its product olfactory receptor 4K15. The coding region runs from base 40 to 1017 and encodes 325 amino acids. Gene Ontology annotation, biological process: G protein-coupled receptor signaling pathway. Gene Ontology annotation, cellular component: membrane. NCBI's taxonomy places the organism in Eukaryota, Metazoa, Chordata, Mammalia, Rodentia, Spalacidae. The record is from RefSeq and is a predicted model, not a curated record. The transcript has a single exon. Gene Ontology annotation, molecular function: G protein-coupled receptor activity; olfactory receptor activity.
CUUAUUCAGAUACCUGAAGACAAAUCACUUCCAAAGUCAAUGAAUGAAACAAAUUAUUCACAGGUGACAGAGUUUGUGCUGCUGGGACUGUCCAGUUCAAAGGAAGUGCAACGUUUCUUGUUUAUGAUAUUUUCUCUGCUCUACCUAGCAAUACUGCUGGGCAACUUCCUCAUCAUCCUCACUGUGACCUCAGAGCCCCGCCUUCACACCCCCAUGUACUUUCUGCUUGCCAACCUCUCUUUCAUCGAUAUAUGUGUUGCCUCUUUUGCUACUCCUAAAAUGAUUUCAGACCUUCUGGUCGAACGUAAAACUAUUUCUUUUGAAGCCUGCCUGGCUCAGAUUUUCUUUGUUCAUCUGUUCACUGGUAGUGAGAUGGUUAUCCUUGUGUCCAUGGCUUAUGAUCGCUAUGUUGCAAUCUGCAAGCCUCUCCACUACAUGACCAUCAUGAGCCGCCGCGUGUGUAUCACUCUGGUCAUCAUCUCCUGGUGUGUGGGCUUCAUCCACACCACUAGCCAGUUGGCAUUCACUGUUAACUUGCCAUUUUGUGGUCCUAACCAGGUGGACAGUUUUUUCUGUGAUCUUCCGCUGGUGACCAAGCUAGCUUGCACAGACACUUAUGUUGUCAGCUUAUUAAUAGUUGCAGACAGUGGCUUUCUCUCCCUGAGUUCCUUCCUCCUCUUGGUUGUCUCCUACACCGUGAUUCUCAUUACAGUCCGGAAUCGCUCCUCCGCGAGCAUGGCCAAGGCCCGGUCCACCCUAACUGCUCACAUCACUGUGGUCACGCUGUUCUUUGGACCGUGCAUCUUCAUCUACGUGUGGCCCUUCAGCAGCUAUUCCAUUGACAAGAUCCUGGCUGUGUUCUACACCAUCUUUACUCCCAUUUUAAACCCAGUUAUCUACACUCUAAGAAACAAAGAAAUGAAAUCAGCGAUGUCAAAGCUGAAGGGCCGGUAUCUGAAACCAGGCCAGGUUUCUGGGGUAAUAAGGAACAUUCUUUUUCUGGACCAAGUGAAUUAAUAGGAUGGGAACUGUUUU